Molecule: messenger RNA, 1949 nt
Organism: Neocloeon triangulifer
Lineage: Eukaryota; Metazoa; Arthropoda; Insecta; Ephemeroptera; Baetidae
Product: methyl farnesoate epoxidase-like
Exons: 8
Coding region: 133-1626 (497 amino acids)
Biological process (GO): xenobiotic metabolic process
Cellular component (GO): cytoplasm; intracellular membrane-bounded organelle
Molecular function (GO): heme binding; oxidoreductase activity, acting on paired donors, with incorporation or reduction of molecular oxygen, reduced flavin or flavoprotein as one donor, and incorporation of one atom of oxygen; iron ion binding
Source: RefSeq, a predicted model, not a curated record
CCGAACGCUCGGCGCGACACUCCUUCCUACUCAAAUCCACAAAAUCAUUCUGGCUACACGCAAUUUAUCCAACAGGCAGUCGGUUCAGCACACCUGUGCGUCGAACAAGUAAAUUCUUCUGCACUCAAAAAGAUGGCUGUGGCAAUAAUUUUGAUACUUCUGGUGAUCAUAUUGGCGUGGCUUAACGCAACUAAAAAGCCAUCAAACUAUCCUCCUGGUCCACGCAGGUGGCCGAUCUUGGGAAACAUCUUGUCUCUGCGAGGUCGACCUUUGCACUUUAUAGCUCGAGAUCUCUCCGAAAAAUAUGGAAAUAUCAUGGGACUGUACGUGGGAUCGCACCCUUUGAUCAUCAUCUCGGGCCUCGCGGAGGUCAAAGAGGCGUCCAGUAAGGAGGAGCUAAGUGGCCGACCAGUUACCGAACUGGCUUUGGAAAUCGGAAAUGGUCUCAUCAGAGGAUUGAUUUUCUCCCAGGGCAAUUUGUGGCGCGAGCAGCGACGCUUCACUCUGCGCCACCUGCGAGACCUGGGAUUUGGCAAAAGGUCAAUGGAAGGUUUAAUUCACGAGGAGGUCAAUUCUUUGAUCGUGGAGGUGGGAAGAAUGGCUGGGACCAACUGGGAGCAAUCGGUGGAGUUGCACAACAUGCUCGGCGCUUCUGGCAUCAACGUGCUGUGGCACGUCAUGGCAGGGCGUAGAUACGCGCACGAUGACCCCAAGCUAAAGCAGCUAACCGGUCUGAUCAAAGAAUUGCUGACCAUCACCGACGCCUCGGGCGGAAUAGCAAACAAUUUUCCCUUUUUGACCCGUUACUUGCCUUUUUUGACUGAGAAAAAGAAAAUUCUGGCUGUGCGCAAAAACAUCAUUGAUUUUCUGAAGGAGGACAUCGUGAGGCACAAGGCAACGCUCGAUGCCGAUUCUCCGAGGGAUUUUAUUGACAUUUACCUCAUCGAGAUGAACGAGCACAUAAAAGAGGGCAAAGAUUCAUCGUUCACGGAACGGUGCUUGACGGAAGUGUGUCGAGAUUUGUUCAUGGCAGGCACAGACACCACGUUCAAUUCCAUCACCUUUGCCCUUGUCUACAUGGUCAGAUACCCUCACGUCCAAAGAAAAGUACAAGAGGAGUUGGACAAUGUUGUCGGCCAAGAGAGACUGCCUGGUCUUCAAGACCGGCCUAGCUUGUCGUACACCGAAGCUACAAUUAUGGAAGCGCUGAGGGUCAGUUCUGUUGUGCCAAUGGGAGUUCCGCACGCGCCCCUUAUGACUUGCAAGGCGGACGUGCCUUUCCGUGGAUAUGUCAUUCCAAAGAACGCUAGGAUUGCCAUGAAUCUGGCUCAAAUUCACAUGGACCCGAAGAUAUGGGGCGAUCCUGAGAAUUUCCGUCCGGAACGUUUUUUAAAUGAAGAAGGGAAAUUAAUUAAACAAGACGCUCUUGUGCCUUUUGGAUUGGGUAAAAGACAGUGUUUGGGGGAAGCGCUUGCCAGGAACAACUUGUUUUUGUUCUUUGCGGGGAUAUUACAGAGGUUCACACUGUCAGUUCCCAAAGGUGAAGAACCACCUUCCGUGGAACCCACUGGUGGAUUCACUCUUGCUCCGAGAAAUUCUAGAGCAAAAAUCACACCGCGAUUUUAAUUAUUUAAUUAUCAGGUGUGUGCCUUAAUUGACUGAUUUUAUAUGUAAAAAAGAUGUUUGUUUAGAACCAUCGGAAGUUUUUAUUACUUGUUCAGAAAUGACGAUGGAUACAUUACAAUAUUUUAGCACCAGCUUUUUAAUUCGGAACAAUGAAUACAUUUACAAGUAGAAUGUCGACAUAGAUUAUUUAAUCAAUGUAAUAUAAAGCUAAAAAGUUAAUCAAUAAAAUAGCUUUUGCACUGGAAGUAAUAAUUACGAAGUGUGUCAUUCAGACAUUUAAUUCAAAUUUACAGCUUGAACAUUUCUAGCAAUAAGCAAAAAUA